Molecule: messenger RNA, 1439 nt
Organism: Serinus canaria (Common canary)
Lineage: Eukaryota; Metazoa; Chordata; Aves; Passeriformes; Fringillidae
Gene: PSRC1
Product: proline and serine rich coiled-coil 1
Exons: 5
Coding region: 218-1291 (357 amino acids)
Biological process (GO): mitotic metaphase chromosome alignment
Cellular component (GO): spindle pole; spindle microtubule; microtubule cytoskeleton
Molecular function (GO): microtubule binding
Source: RefSeq, a predicted model, not a curated record
GCGGGUGCGCCGCGAUUGAGCCGCAAGGGGAGGGGGAAUUCGAACUAGACCUUUCGUUAGGCCACGCCUCCUCGGCGCGCGCGACGAGCGGGAGCCGGGGGCGGUGAGGUGGUGGGGGAGAGGGGAGACGAGGGCAGACCGAGACUCCCGGGGAGAGGGGAAACCGGCGGGGAGAUCGGGUGGGCGCGGAGCGCCGGGUAAACCACCCCAUGCGGAGAUGGGGAGACGUGGGGUCGGGCUCCUGCAGGUGGCCCCGGUGCCCCGAGGCGAUGGCCGAGGACCGAGGUACGGCAGCACCAGUGCUGCAUGUCUCCCGUGUUUCCCCCCAUGGGGUGGGGGGUCGGGGCUCACCCCCAGUGUCCCCCUAGAUGUUCGAUUUGUCACCGAGGAGAGCUUCGACUUUGGUGUGCUGUCGCCAUCUGACAGCCAAGAGGAAGAGGAUGAGGAUAGCCCAAGCAGGAGGUGCCGGCACGAGGGUAGCAACGGGCGCUGGAGUCCCCUGAGUGGGGCCCAUCUGGAAGAGAUGGUGCGGGAGGCCACGCGCCUGGCAGCACAAUUGGAGGGGUGUCACCUGCCUGCUCCCGGAAACCCCCCUGGACCUGCCACCACACCUCUGAGUACACCCCGCAGCCCCCGCCGCCAGACCUUCGUGGUGAAGGACAGCCCAGUGCGGGCACUCUUGCCCACCGUGGAGUCUCAGGGACCUGCCCCCAUCCCCCACUCCCCUGCCAAGCCCCGGGGGGCCUCUGCUGCCACUAGUGUCCCCAAGGCACCCCCCAGCCGUAAUUCCACAGCAGCGGCAAAGGGACCCUUGGGUGGCAGGGGGCUUCCCCCCAGCCGCGUGGGCCCCCCCCGGCCAUGCCCUCCCCAGGGGCAGAGGGCUGGUGCCCGGGGCAAGUCAGAGCCCCCCCAGGGGGGGACAGCAGGUAGUUAUGGCAAGGGAGUGGGGACACCAUGGCCAUGGGGGCUCCUGGGCCAUACCCCAACUCCCCCUCUCUCCCCAGGCAAGGCUAAGGUGAGGGGGGGCACAGUCUCCUCCCCCCCACCCACCCACCAGCCCCACACCAGGACCGCCACCACCUCUGCCCCCUCUGGCUUUUCCCCGGCACCUACUGCCCUUCCCAAGGUGUCCCCUCAGACUCUAGCAGCGGGUGGGAGGACCCCCACCCCCAGAGGUGCUGUGGCAGCACGGGCAGCCCCCCCAACUGGUGCCUCUGGGUGCAAAUCAGGACCCCCCCCCACCCGCCUGCGGCCCUCCCGCAAGACUGCGGUGAGCAGCACCCCGAGGUGAUACCCCCAAACCACCCCACACCCACCCAAAGGCACUGGGGGCACCCAGACCCCCCCUAGGUACCAGCUAAGGUACCUAGGCUUGUGGGGGGACAGAGCCAAGGCCACCCGAGGGAUGAGUUGAGGCAUCCACUGGGUUUUGGAAGGAG